AUGGAGGUCCUCUCUGCGGUAUCCGCUUGGGCCGCCACCGCCGUGUGCCGAAACACCGGUUUAAGUGACUGGUCGCAUGCGCUGGUAGCUGGCAAUGGAACAGAUCUGGGCUCCAGACUUUCCGCAGGUGCCAUCCUGUAUGAACCUGGAUCCAGCGGAUUCAUAAAUGCAACCACUCGAUGGUCUGCCUUUGACGCACCCGUGGUCAAUCUUGUCGUUGUUCCCAGUACCGAGGAGGAUGUUGCCGAGACGGUCAAGUUCGCCAAUCAAUUCAAUUUGCCGUUUCUUGCUAUUUCCGGCAAACAUGGCGCCAUCACUUCUAUUGGUCAGAUGCAGACCGGCAUUGAAAUCUGGAUGGACCAGCUAAACAAUAUUACCAUAUCCGAAAGCGGCGAUUCGGCUCGAAUUGGAGGAGGCUCUCUGUCUAAAAAAGUCUUGGAUACCCUCUGGGAUGCAUCAAAGCAAACAGUCACUGGAGGAUGCGAAUGCACCAGUCUCCUAGGACCAGGCCUGGGCGGUGGCCAUGGAUGGCUUCAAGGUCGCCAUGGGCUCGUUGCAGAUCAAUUCCUCUCCAUGAACAUUGUGUUUGCAAAUGGCAGCCUGCAGACUAUCAAUGAAGCGACCGACCCCGAUCUCUGGUGGGCCAUUCGAGGUGCAGGACACAACUUCGGCAUCGUGACUUCGGUCGAGGUCAAAGUCUAUGAUAUCGAGUAUAGUGACUGGGCGUACGAAAUGUUUACUUUUGCGAGUGACAAAGUUGAAGAGUUCUACGAGACUAUCAACACUGUUAUUCCCAACAAUGCAACUGAUGCUCCUGUUGAUAUUAUCCAUUAUGGAUUCUUCUACAAUGAUGCUACAGUUGAUGCCACGGGCCCUACCACUUUAUUCUGGAUUCUCAAGGAGGGUGCUACGUCUAUCGAUUCAAACUACACGCAACCAUUCCACGACCUGGGUCCUGUCGCGACAGAUGCUGGCAGUGGCAACUAUCUGGACUUACCUGUCUGGACCGGUAUGGAUAACACAGCCGGUCCGUGCCAGCACACGGGCAUCUCUAACAUGCGAUUCCCUAUCGACAUCAAGACAUAUGAUCCGCAGGCCAUGCGCAAAGUGUAUGACGCCUACGCAGCUGCCAGCAUCGAGACUCCAGAACUCAACGGUGGUUUCAUGUUGAUCGAGGGCUACUCUCUAGCCGGCGUCAAAGCUGUGUCCAGCGAGACGACUGCUUUCGCUCACCGUGACGACAAUCUCUUGUUUGCCCCAGUCAUGCACUGGAACUCUACUAGUGCUGAACUGGACCAGAAGGCCAUUGAUCUAGGAAAUCAGCUUCGCGAUAUUGUCUAUCAGGCUACCAACCAAACAGAACUUCACGCCUAUGUGAAUUAUGCGGCUGGAGACGAGGGCAAGCAGAGUUGGUACGGAUACGAACAGUGGCGACAGGACAAGUUGUUGGCCGUCAAGGACAAGUAUGAUCCGCAACGUCGGUUCAGCUUCUACGCGCCCAUAGCGUAA
Pestalotiopsis fici W106-1 is the source of this 1509-nucleotide messenger RNA. RefSeq lists its product as uncharacterized. The coding region runs from base 1 to 1509 and encodes 502 amino acids. Gene Ontology annotation, molecular function: FAD binding; oxidoreductase activity. Lineage: Eukaryota; Fungi; Ascomycota; Sordariomycetes; Amphisphaeriales; Sporocadaceae. The transcript has 4 exons. The record is from RefSeq and is a predicted model, not a curated record.